Messenger RNA from Hibiscus syriacus, 1456 nucleotides. RefSeq names its product tetratricopeptide repeat protein 5-like. NCBI's taxonomy places the organism in Eukaryota, Viridiplantae, Streptophyta, Magnoliopsida, Malvales, Malvaceae. Gene Ontology annotation, molecular function: protein binding. The record is from RefSeq and is a predicted model, not a curated record. The transcript has 13 exons. The coding region runs from base 76 to 1335 and encodes 419 amino acids.
UUCUUUUUUGCCAACGUCCGUCCCCCCCCCCCCCUCUCUCCAGUAAAUCCAACAUCUCUCCUCCGGCGAAGUAACAUGGCUGCAGCUGUGGGCAAGGACGAAGAGUAUGAUGUAUGGGGAAAACCCAGAAAAGCAGCUGAUGAUUUGUACGAGAUUAGAGACACUUUUUUCCCUCUAAACCCAGAUGAUAAAACAUCUAAACUUCAACACGAAUCAGAUCUCGCUCUCAAGCUCCUCGAUUCCAUUCCUGCUGAACAAAGAAAAUUGCCUGUACAGCGCGCAACAUACGAGUAUUUGAGAGGGAAGAUAUUAGAUGCUGUACCUGACUAUAGGAAAGAAGCAGAGGACCAUCUCUCGAAAGCAGUUAAACUGAAUCCAUCUCUUGCAGAUGCAUGGCUCUGUUUGGGUAACUGCAUUUGGAAGAAGGGAGAUUUUACUUCAGCUAAGAACUGCUUUAAUCUUGCACUUAGCAAGGGUCCAAAUAAGAAGAUUCUGUGCCAAUUAUCAAUGCUGGAAAGAAGAAUGGCUCAAGGUGCCGAUAAUCAGUCUGCAAUGGUUGAGGAGAGCAUUCAACAUGCUAAGGAAGCUAUAACUUUGGAUGUCAAGGAUGGUUAUUCUUGGUAUAAUCUGGGAAAUGCUUGCUUGACAAGUUUUUUUGUAACUGGAACUUGGGAUCAUAGCAAACUUCUUCAAUCCUUAAAAGCGUACCAAAAUUCUGAGAAGGAUGAAAAAAUGAAGUCAAAUCCGGACCUGUAUUUUAAUUGUGCAACAGUAAACAGAUAUCUAGAGAAUUAUGAUAGGGCUCUUGCUGGAUUUGAAGCUGCUGCCUUGAAGGAUCCAAGUCUCAAUGCAUCUCAGGAGGUUGAAAAGAUGGUCAAUCUUCUUGACAAACUGGAGAAUUUGCUUAGGGGACAUUCCAAGGCAAAAAGACUUGCUUCAUCAACAAUUGGUGCUGUUAAUUUGAACUCCUCGUAUAGAAAGGCCACUAUAGAUGUGCUAUCAGAAGGUCUGAAUAAAGCAGUUGCUGUACAGGGAAAAGUGCUGUUGUUUGUUAAGCAUGAGAAUAUAACCCCCCUUUACUAUUUGGUGUGCGAUUCAAAUCAAAGUUGCUUUGUUCUAUCAGUAUAUGGCAUACGCAACGAUACGAUUAAAGAAGGAGAUCAACUCACUUUGUUGGAUCCUCAUUUUCGCCAGGUCGACUUUUUUUGGAAAGGAAAGUGUUACAAGUUCAAGUCGAUUCGUGUUGAUUUCUUGGAGCAAGUGCUCGUAAACGGAAAAGCUCUUCCCCGUCAUCAGGCCAUUCAAACAUCGAUCUAUGCUCAACAUAAACCAUGAAUAUUGUGUGGAGUUUGAUGAUUAUUUGUGCCUAUUGCUUACAUAAACCAUUUUUAUUUUACUUUUUAUGUUGAUACAUACAGGAAAAGAUGCAGGGCAGUGGAUGUGUGUAAUGGCUAAA